ACAGAGUAAAGGGUGAUGCUGAAGAUGUGUGUCAGUCCCACACGUGUACAAGAGGAUGAUGAGCGUGUGCUCUGUCAGUAUCAUUGAUCCUAACAUCAGGCAGCAGAUCUGCUCUCUCAAGGGUCACCAUAUUCCCAGAUUCUCUCAGCUCUCUGUGACUCUCUCCCUCACCCCCACCCCUCCACCUGUUCCCCUGAGACACAGUCAUUGUCCCCCAGCAAUAAGCACUUCAUUCAGCAUGUGACAGCCACGCACGCCUCAUUGUCCUCACAAGCUCUCCCAUUGGCUACACACUGUGGGAAAGUCCAACAAGACCAAGACCCACACAUUGGUAUGGAGAUUUGGGACUAUAAAUAAGAGAGGUGAAGCCAGCACAGAUCAGACUCACUCUACACAGAGACCUCUACAGCACAGACACACAGCCAUGGCACCUACAGUACCUGCAGCAAUGACCUACUCUAAGGAGCACCUGAUUCUGACCAACAAGCUGAGAAAACCAAUGGUGGAGAAGAUGCGCAGAGAUCGUAUCAACAGCAGCAUUGAGCAGCUCAAGUCUCUCCUUGGACCAGCAUUUCUGCAGCAGCAGCCAGACUCCAAGCUGGAGAAAGCAGACAUCCUGGAGAUGGCAGUUUUCUUCCUCAAACGACAGCCUGUGAGCAGCUCCUCCUGCUCUUCCCCUGUCAGUCAGGGGUACUCCAAGUGUGCCCAAGAGAUCAAGCAUUUCCUGUCCAGGGAGGAAGUGAUGUCACAAUCCCAGAGAAGACUUCUGAACCAUUUCCAGAACCUGCCGCCUUCCUCUGAUAUGACCAAGAGUCAGAGUGUGUUGCCUCAGCUGAACUCUCCAGCCAGACAGACCACCAGCAAAGAGGAGACUCCAGUCGAAGGCGCCCUCUGGAGGCCCUGGUAGAGUCCUGCAGACUUUCACUGGACACUCAGACUAACAGAAUUGAAGAGGCUAAGAUGGGCCUGGACAAUAAUUCUCAGUGUGUAGGAAGUGUUUAUCUUCCUCUUCUGCAUGUGCAGGAGUUUAAAGAUAUACUCUCAAUGAGAAAGUCCAAGACUUACAAGUAGUAUUAUGCAACACCUUACACAAACACACACGCACGCACACACACGCAAACACACAAAACACACAUUUCUAUGGAUUUAAUUUCUUUUGCUUGAAGUCAACUGAAGUUCAUUUAGAAAGGACUUGUUGCUCAAUAUUUGUUACUUCUGAUCGUAACAAUUUCAAGUUCAGCAGUGUUUUGAAAAAUUCAUGGCGAUCGUUUUCUCAUAUUGAGUAUGCCUUUUUGCAGGAUAUUUUGGGUGAUUUUAUUGUUUAUGUUAAUAAUAAUAACCUUCUAUGAAGGAAUUAUGGAAUUGUUAUCUUGUAGCAUAUACUGUAUAUGCUUUGUGGAAGAAAGAUACUAUAUGUCACAUUACAAAGACCAAACUGAUUUCAUGUCAAUUUUUUAUGAUAAUUUGAAUUUUAGUAUAACAUCACAAAUUAAUGUAUAGUACACAGAAUUGUCAGUAUUCCCACUGAUGUUCGAGAUAUUUUAACCUGUGGAAGCUGUUAGUAUCUGCUGGUCUUUUAUAAAGGUCUUCAAUUCUCAUGUAUUGAAUACUCUGUUAGGAGUAUCUUCCUGUCUUGAAGAUGUCUUCAAGCAAUGGUAGUGAUGAUGUAUCACUUUAAAUUUCACUAAGAAUAUGUUAUUUUGCUUUCUAUGGAAGCAUGUUUAUUGUUCAGAAUUACUUAUCCAUUUCUAUGCAAUAUUUCUUUGCAGUAAUGUUUACAAACCAAAAAUAAAUGGUAAAAAUCA
Anguilla anguilla (European eel) is the source of this 1805-nucleotide messenger RNA. RefSeq names its product transcription factor HES-5-like. The record is from RefSeq and is a predicted model, not a curated record. The transcript is spliced from 2 exons. Gene Ontology annotation, biological process: regulation of transcription by RNA polymerase II; regulation of neurogenesis; anterior/posterior pattern specification. Gene Ontology annotation, molecular function: protein dimerization activity; RNA polymerase II cis-regulatory region sequence-specific DNA binding; DNA-binding transcription factor activity, RNA polymerase II-specific. Gene Ontology annotation, cellular component: nucleus. NCBI's taxonomy places the organism in Eukaryota, Metazoa, Chordata, Actinopteri, Anguilliformes, Anguillidae. The coding region runs from base 425 to 907 and encodes 160 amino acids.